AUGAAUGCUCUUAUUCUGAAAAGUGUGACAUUCUAUGUACAAAUGGCUUUAGAAAUAAAAUUAUUUGUAGUUCUUUACAAACAUUUUUCACCCUGUCUUUUUAACUGCGUCGGUUUUUCAAUUUUUCUGUUUUAUCUCAGGGACCAAGAAAACCAGACUACUUCAGUGACCUUCAUCCUCUUGGAUUUCUCAGAAUACCCGGACCUCCAGGUGCCUCUGUUCCUCCUCUUCCUGACCAUAUACUCAGUCACGGUACUGGGAAACCUGGGCACGAUUGCCAUCAUCAGGGUCAACACAAAGAUUCGCAAUACCCCCAUGUACUUUUUCCUUGCUCACCUGUCCUUCGUGGACUUCUGUUACUCCACUGUUGUGACACCCAAACUGUUAGAGAACUUGAUUUUAGAGGACAGAACCAUCUCCUUCGCAGGCUGCAUCAUGCAGUUCUUCUUUGCAUGUACAUUUGUGGUGACAGAAACCUACAUGUUGGCAGUGAUGGCCUACGACCUAUUUGUUGCAGCGUGUAAUCUUCGCUACACGGUUGCCGUGUCCCCCGAACUGUGUUCCUUUUUAGUGGGCGCAUCAUACUCUUGGGGUCUAAUAUGUUCCACAACACUUAUUUACUUUUCGCUGAGAUUAUCCUUUCAAGGAGUUAAUAUUUUAAAUAACUUUGUGUGUGAGCAUGCUGCUAUUGUGGCUGUUUCCCAUUCUGACCCUUACAUUAGCCAGGAGAUUGUUUCUGUUUCUGCUACAUUUAAUGAAAUGAGCAGCCUGAUCAUCAUUCUCACGUCCUGUAUUUUCGUCUUCAUCGCUGCCAUGAAGAUGCCUUCCACUGGGGGCCGUAGAAAAGCCUUCUCUACGUGUGCCUCUCAUCUGACUGCCAUAAUGAUUUUCCACGGAACAAUUCUUUUUCUCUACUGUGUACCAAACACAAAGAGCUCAUGGCUCAUGGUCAAGGUGGCCUCAGUGUUCUACACCGUCUUCAUCCCCAUGUUAAAUCCCCUGAUCUAUAGUCUCAGGAAUAAAGACGUCAAAGAGACCAUCAGGAAAUUAUCUUCCUCACAGUCUCCUUUACAUCCUUAUUUCUUAGACUGUAAAUAA
Arvicola amphibius (Eurasian water vole) is the source of this 1098-nucleotide messenger RNA. RefSeq names its product olfactory receptor 5D13-like. Gene Ontology annotation, molecular function: G protein-coupled receptor activity; odorant binding; olfactory receptor activity. Gene Ontology annotation, cellular component: membrane. The coding region runs from base 1 to 1098 and encodes 365 amino acids. Gene Ontology annotation, biological process: G protein-coupled receptor signaling pathway; sensory perception of smell. The transcript is spliced from 3 exons. The record is from RefSeq and is a predicted model, not a curated record. NCBI's taxonomy places the organism in Eukaryota, Metazoa, Chordata, Mammalia, Rodentia, Cricetidae.